AUGGGAACAAUCUUCUCACAUUGCUUCGCAGAUGGAUGCGUGAAGGUCAUUUAUCACGCAAGCCGUUGCCUGACACAACCACAGAAGAACUACAGCCAAAUUGAAAAGGAAGCACUCGCUCUUAUUUUCGCCGUGCAGAAGUUCCGUCGUUUUAUCCAUGUACGACAUUGCACGCUGAGGACUGACCACAAACCACUUUUGGCAAUCUUCAGAAGCAAGGAAAGAGUUUCGGUCUACAGUGCCAACCGUCUUCAGCGAAGGGCCACGAUGCUGCUCAACUACAGCUUCACUAUCGAGUACAUCAACACAAAGGAUUUCGGCCAAGAGGACGCUCUUUCACGCCUCGCCUCGUAA
Messenger RNA from Necator americanus (New World hookworm), 354 nucleotides. RefSeq lists its product as uncharacterized. The coding region runs from base 1 to 354 and encodes 117 amino acids. The record is from RefSeq and is a predicted model, not a curated record. The transcript has a single exon. Lineage: Eukaryota; Metazoa; Nematoda; Chromadorea; Rhabditida; Ancylostomatidae.